Stylonychia lemnae is the source of this 2613-nucleotide messenger RNA. Lineage: Eukaryota; Ciliophora; Spirotrichea; Sporadotrichida; Oxytrichidae. The record is from the annotation of a GenBank genome assembly.
AUGACAAGUUACAAUUUUUAUAGUAGCAAUAAAGACUACUUCUUUUCAAACUCUUAAGUCAGGUAAUCAGUUGAGAAAUCAAGGAAAAUUGAUUAUGCCGAUGAUGAGGUUAACCUAGAAGAUGAUUUUAAAGAUUAUCGGUGCAUUCGAGAAGACAAUAACCAAUCUGUAGAUUUUACUUAGUAGCAAAAAUUAAAGAAAUCAAAUAGGUUUUUCUUGAAGAAGAUAAAUCAUAUGAAUAAAUAAAGUGCUCGCUAAUUCGUGGACCGAUAUAGAAAGCAAAGAAUGUCCUUUGACUCUGCUUAGUCCAAUCAGUCCUCGUUUAUGUUCAACACUAAUUCAAAAAAGGUCAUUGAGAAUCCAUUCAUUCUCGUAAUAUCGAACUAUUGCGAUAAGUAACAUUCAAAUUUAUAAAACCUUGUUAUACUUGAGACUCCCCAGCAUAGUUUCAUCAGAUUUAUCAACUAAUUCGACGAGUCAAGUUUCCAAGUUAAAAUACUUGAGAGAAUUUAAAAGUCUCUGAAUAAUCAAUCGUAAGGAUUACUAAAUGUCAUAAAUUAAUUCAUACAUGAGUCCCAAGGAUCAUUAAUUGACUCUAAAAACUAGAUCAUAGAUGGAGAUCAGAUACUAUUCAUUUGCAGACACUAGUCUAUAAAUUUAAAUUACAAAUAUUUGGAUAAAUGCAUAGAAUAAUCACUUAAACGAGGCCAAAUCUCAUUCGAUGUCAAGUAUGAUAAAAAGGGAGACGACUUCCAAGAUAAGUACCAGGAAAUUCUAUCUAAAACUCAAGUAAAAGCACCUAGCAAGGACUCAAAGGUAUUGCAGAAUAAAAUCAUUAAGAAUGAUCUUUACUAGUCAGUAAUGCAAUCGAAUCACAGCAGUUUUGUUAGAUAUCUCGAAACCCCAAUUAGCCAGAGGAGAAUCAGGAAAAAAGAGUUUGAAGAAAUAGACCAGAAAAAUUCAAACUUAAUUAUGCGGCAAUUUUCCAAGAAAAAAACAGAGUUAACUGAUAAUCAAUACAACUUUGUGACAUUCAAGAAUAGUAAUUACUCACCUGCAAGAUUCAGCAUCUUAAAAUCCUCAUAAAAUAAAAGUAGAUAUGAUCCUCCAAGUGCAAAUGAAUAGAUUAUGGAUUAGGCGUAUUAAGACUAAAAUCAGCAAUCUUAAGAUUAUCUUCACAAGUCAUAAGACCUUCUUGUCCCAAUGAAUGUGUCUAUAGACCAAAAACCUAUAUCAAUAGAGACUUCUAAUUUUCCUCACUAAGCUGAAUUCACUUUGCAAAAUAAAACGACAACUAUUUUGCAGAAAUACAAUACUUCUGUUAACAAAACCUCAUAGCCAUUUAUACCUAAUGAGGUUACUUAGCAGAAGAAACUAGCUGCAAUUAAAAAAAGGCUGGAAAAAUACAGACAUUAAAGAGCUGUAGAGAGCUUUUAAAAUGAACAAAUAGAUCAAGAAUAUAAGGACAACAUUGCCAACUUUAUGAAGAAGCAUUUUGAAAAUCCUGACAAGAUCGAAAAACUAGAGAGUAAGUUAUUUAAAAUUCCUGAGGCACGAGUCAAUAAGUCUCAACUUUCUAGACCUCUGACUAAAUAAUUGCCAAAAAUUAAUAGGUAAAAUAAGUCAACCUUCGUUUUGAAUAAGGAUAACGAGAAUGAUGCAAGUGAACAAGUUGAGGAAAGAGUCAGUCGAUCUAUCUCUCCAUCAGUAAAUCUUUAAAGCAAGUUCUUAGAUCAUAUCAAGAAUAAAAAAGUGAUCAAUACUUUUGUAGAUUAAGAAUUGAACUAUAUAGUUAAAAGUAGACCGAAAGACGAAGUGUCAUAAAAGAUUACAAACAAGAGAUUGAAUAUUAGUGCUUUUGAUCCUAUCAGAUCUAAAUCUAUAAGACAGUAAAAGAAAAAUACUAUGGAUUACUUGAAGAUGAACACUUUUCAGGCUGCUGGGGAAAGGCGCUCACUUGAGAAUGUUAUCAGAUAAAAUUUCAAGCCUCUAAUUAAAAUGAACUUACCUCAGCUGGAGUAGGAAACUGGCUUUACUAGAAGAGAUUUAUACAACUUAUACAGCCAUUUCUUGAGCAUACUUAGAAUCCAGCAGACAGAGAGACAGCAUUUGAAAAGCGAUAGAAUAGGGGAUCUUAUAGGAGUUGAUUUUGAUAUCUUUCAUCAUAAUGUCCCUGUGAUUAAGUAUGAGAACAGAGAGGUGGCUGAAAAGAUUCUCAAAAACAUAAAGGAAGAGAUUAAGGAGGACCAGAUUAGAUGGGCGGAUUUCUUAAAGUAUCUUAGGCAGAUUCUGGCAAAGAGUUUCUCUGAGAAGAUAGACAUCUUCUUUUAUGCUUUUGACGUUGAUAAAAAUAGAAAAUUUAGUUGGAAUGAGGUGCAGAACAUAUCAAUUAACUGCCUCAGUCAAAUGUUUUCUAGUAGAGAUGAGUUUAUGGAGUCAUUGUCUGUGUAUUUCACGAAGUAUAUUUUUGAGGCUGUUGGCUAUGAUAAGAAUGAGGAAAUACCAAUGGAUGAGAUAAAGCAUGCUAUAAAAACAGCAAGUGGGGAAUAAGGCGACCUACUAAAGAUGUUUGUGGGGGCAGAGAAUUUCGAUGAGGACAAGUCAACUGAUUGA